AUGUCGAUUUCCAGGGCACAUGCCUGGCGCAAAGAACAAAGCCGACUGCAGGUUCUUCAGGAGGAUAUUAGGACACUGAAGGCCAAUUUGAAUGUUAUGCUUGAUGCAUCAAACUUGCACGAUAUGACAAAGAUCCGUUUGGAUAUCGAGGCUAUCUCGGCUGUCACAUUUGAAUCUUCCCAACAACAGAUGGCUCUGGGAAACAACUUUCUCAGUGGACUUGCUGCCGUCGAUCAGCGUAUAGCUAGAGUUGAGAAGAUGCUAUUGACACACCUCGCAUUGAACGGAAAUAUCGAUGGUCUCAAAUAUCUCUUCAGCAAAGGACUGGCUUCUCCACGCGAUGUCAGUACGACUCGCGGGUAUUCGGUUCUUCGGUGGGCCCUUUACGGCAAACAGUACGAGACCUGCGAAUUUUUGAUCCAUGCGGGUGCGGACACCGACUACAGACCAAUCUCUGCAAGCGACAAUAGCCCACGAAAUAAAGCCUGCCAUUUCCUUCUUAAAGGAGGACUCUCUGAUACUGCCGUUGGCGCUCUCCGUAUCAUUGCGAAAAACAGUUAUCUUGAAGAUUUCAUAGACGAAGCAAGAUUUACGAAGACUCAUCUAGGCUUGUCGAUAUUGAGCCUCGAGGACCAGAUAACCCACAGUCCGGAAGAUAUAAAUGCCGUUGAUGCCAUGGGUCGCACUGCGUUGGCUUGGGCCGCCGCCUGA
Penicillium vulpinum is the source of this 711-nucleotide messenger RNA. RefSeq lists its product as uncharacterized. The transcript has 3 exons. The record is from RefSeq and is a predicted model, not a curated record. NCBI's taxonomy places the organism in Eukaryota, Fungi, Ascomycota, Eurotiomycetes, Eurotiales, Aspergillaceae. The coding region runs from base 1 to 711 and encodes 236 amino acids.